Molecule: messenger RNA, 2346 nt
Organism: Thyridium curvatum
Lineage: Eukaryota; Fungi; Ascomycota; Sordariomycetes; Thyridiales; Thyridiaceae
Exons: 2
Coding region: 1-2346 (781 amino acids)
Cellular component (GO): nucleus
Source: RefSeq, a predicted model, not a curated record
AUGGUGGCACAGCCGAGCUUUCACACCCAACGGCCCAUCAUCGUAGGAGACGGCAUUGAGUCACCGGAAACGAUCACUCUCCGGUACGAGGAAGAAGCAGCGGCGCGAGCAAACGGCGAGGGAGAGUCUCCUACGACGCUGCUCCCGAUGGCUACUUCCACCUUCAAGCAGCAGCUGCCCCAGCUUCACGGGUAUGCUGAUGCGCAAUACACCCAUACGCAAUAUCCCACCCAGUCAUACGCACAGCAGACCGAGAAUGGACAGUCACAACUAAACAACCUGGCAUUCGCAGCGAGCAGCAAUGCUGCGCAGUACAUGCCGUCCAGCCCGGGCUCUGCCUUCAACGUUAUUUCCACCCUACCCACCGCCGGUCCCGAGGGCACGAGGAUACAGAUCAAGAUCGCGAGUCAGUACGAUUUCAUGGCGAUGUCAACGGCCUCACCAUACGUUUGCGUUCUGUUCGGCUCCCAGAAAUGCGCCGCCAAUUGGUCAAAAGAGGUCUCGCAAGACGGCGGCUGCGUCUACUGCGUCACGGCCGACGCUCCUGACUUUAUGACCACCGGAUGCCACACGCCAAAUGCCGUCCCCUUGACGGUCGUGGUCGAGAGCGUGGACGGGCAGGAGCUGGCACGGGUGGACAGCGCGGGAUCAUUUACUUAUCACGACAGUAAAGCUGCAGGCGCUGCUGGUGUUAUGACCGGUGCUGACCAGAGCGCGUGCGAGGAUGUCAUGGCCAAAUCGAGCAGGUCACCUGGCCGGCCACACCUGACCGUGCGGACGUCCAGCACCAGCCCGGCGCAGUCGCAGCUGUCGUCCAACUCGGCUACAAAUACCUACGACUACACGCCGACCGUUGACAGCGCGGUCGCGGCCGCCCAGCACAACUUCGCAUCGGCCGCCCAAACCUUUGGCCACGACAACAACAUGCUCGGGCCCUACAGAAGCUCGUCGUUCUCGGUCGCCGACAGCUACUCGCGCACGACCCAGCCUCCCAUGCUCAGGCAUCCCUAUGGCUACGGCAGUCUCUCCGCCGACCGGUACACUGUCGGUCGGGGAUCUCUGGGUCACGGUCUGACGGCUAUUACCCGCCCGUCUCUGACCCCGUCGCUGCCCGCCCCCAACUCGUCCGCGCCUCAGCUCGUUCGCACAAGCACUCUGCAGUCUACGAGCGCCUCCAACCCGUGGGCUCUCUACCCUAACCGGGCCGUGCUCAACAUCGUCGGCAACCUGGAUGCCAUGGCCAGCGACUGGAGCCAGCAGGAGUGGGAGGACAAGCGCCGCAUCGUGGUGUUCCGAAAGAAGCAGGUCGGCGGCCACGUCGAGGUCACCUUCAAGCCCGUGCCCAUCGACCAGCGGCAACCCCACAGCAUCUGCGUCAGCUGCAUCUGGUGGCAGGAGAAGGGCGAGUGCUUCGUGACGUCGGUCGACACCAUCCACCUGCUCGAGCAGCUCGCCGCGGCUCCCAACCGCUUCACGGUCGAGGAGAAGAACCGCAUCCGGCGCAACCUCGAAGGGUUCAAGCCGGCGACGGUCAGCAAGGCCAAGGCCGACAGCGAGGAGUUCUUCAAGAUCAUCAUGGGCUUUGGCGCGCCCAAGCCCCGCAACAUCGAGAAGGACGUCAAGGUCUUCCCCUGGAAGAUCCUGUCGCACGCGCUCAAGAAGAUCUUCUCCAAGUACUCGGCCAGCCCCUCCUCGCAGACGCUGCCCCCCUCGGCCGCCGCCCCCUCCACCACCCACAUGCUCACCCCGAGCUCGCUCAACCCGUCCUACCCUACGCUCCCGCCCACCCCGGGCUCCACCACCACGCUCCCGGAUACCUCGGGCUAUCUCGGCGCGCAACCCCACGCGUCAGACGGCCUGCUCAGCCCGCGGUCGCUGUCAACCACGUCUACGUCGUGGGGCUCAUACAGCUCGGCACCGCCGUCGGCACAACAGCAACAGCAGCAGCAGCAGCAGCAGCAGCGCGCCAUCUCGCCGCACUCCAAGAUGCCGUCGCCCACUGCGCCCAGCCUGCGCAUGAGCAGCAUGAGCGCAGGCAUGCCGGGCGCGACGACCAUGGCGCCCAGCCCCGUGGGCUACGACGCGCGCGCCAAGUCGAUGGCGCACAUCUACCAGCUACAGGGCGGGCAACAACAACAACACCAGCAGCAGCAGCACCACCACCACCACCACCUGGGCACUCCCACCAGCGCCGGCAUCCCCGUCAGCCAGCAGCAGGCCGCGGCGCACAUUCCGCGCUGGGAGAACUACAGCAUGGCGGCGCCGGACGCGGGCGCCUACUCGAGCCCGCACUCGCAGGGCCAGAUCUACGGUGCGGCGCCAGGGUACGAGGCCCAGCGUGCCUAA